AUGCCUCCAAAGCAAGCUACGUUGGGGAAAUUCUUCAAGAAUCCCAAUGGCAGCGACCCGGCAGCCCCGCCCAAACAAUCGAAACUCGCAUUAUCAUCUCGAUCAACCGCGAGAAGUGGCACCGCAGGUGAAAGCAGCGUGGCCGAUAACAAGGAUCAUGAUUCAAUACAAGGAACUUCCGAUGCUGAGGUCGAGGUGAUAGUGAAAGAGGAGACCGUUGAUUCGAAAGAAAAUAUGAGCCCCCCAAGAGAAACGAAGAAGCGCUCUAGGUCCCCACCUGGAAAAUCUGAAGCGAAAUCAAAGAAGGCCGAAGCCAAACAGGAGCCUGCUGAGGACGAGGGGGAUGAUGAUGAGCCUAUUAUUAAACGACCACGGCGAUCCGCGAAGACAGAUACAGCAAUUGCAGAAUCCGUUACGCCAAAAUCAAAAUCAAAAAAAGCAUUUGAAACUCCAGCAAAAGCCGCUAAUGGUGAACUACCCCAACGGAAAAAAUCCAAGGGAGAAGGGCACAAUUUUGAUGACGCGGAAAUCAUUCCUGCAAACAAGGAAGAGAUGGAGAAGCGAGAGGGUAGCCCUUCAUCUGCAUCAGAGGUUGAAGAGGGUAUAGAAGAGGACGAGGAGGACGAGAAACCAGAGGUCGCUGCAAAAGCUCGGGAGAAAGUCCAGACUACUCUAAAAUCGAAAGCAAAAGAUCCUUACCCGGAUUGGAAGCCUGGAGAGCCGGUCCCAUAUGCGGCUCUAUGUACAACGUUUUCGUUGAUUGAGAUGACCACGAAGAGGCUUAUUAUCCAGGCCCAUUGCUCGUUGUUCCUCCGCCAGGUUCUGCGGCUUACUCCGGGCGAUCUUCUUCCUACUGUUCUGCUUAUGAUUAAUAAGCUUGCUGCGGAUUAUGCUGGUGUUGAGUUGGGUAUCGGCGAGUCUCUCAUUAUGAAGGCAGUCGGUGAGACUACGGGUCGCAGUUUGCAAGUGAUCAAGCAACAUCAAAAAGAAAUUGGAGACCUGGGCUUAGUAGCUGUUAAAAGUCGAGCGAAUCAGCCUACGAUGUUCAAACCAAAGCCAUUGACCGUUAGAGGUGUGCAUAAGGGCCUGAUGGAUAUCGCUACAGUCACGGGCAAUGGUGCUCAAGGACGGAAAGUUGAUGCCAUUAAGAAGUUGCUCUCAGCUGCAGAUGGACAUAUGUCUGGAAAGGUUGAUAUCACCAAAGAUAAAGGAGGUGCAAGCGAGGCGAAAUUUGUUGUUCGGUUUCUUGAGGGAAAGUUACGUCUUGGGUUAGCGGAGAAGACUGUUCUUGUUUCCCUCGCCCAAGCUAUGGUAUGCCAUGAAAUAGAGUCAAAACAGGAAUCCGGAGCGGUUCCAAGCACCGAUGAACUGGCAAAGGGCGAGUCGAUAUUGAAGGAGGUCUAUAGCGAACUUCCCAGUUAUGAAGUCAUCAUUCCAGCAAUGUUGGAACAUGGAAUAUUUAAGCUGCAUGAAAAUUGCAAGCUACAACCAGGCGUGCCUCUCAAGCCUAUGUUGGCGAAACCUACAAAGGCCAUUACGGAAGUUCUCGAUCGAUUCGAAAACCAGACAUUUACUUGUGAAUACAAAUAUGACGGCGAAAGAGCGCAGAUCCAUUACGUGGCUAAGGAUUCUAGAAUGCAAUACAAAGGUCCUGCUGCAGCUGCUACGAAAACGUCAACCGGCGCAAUUUCCGCCAUUUUCUCUCGAAAUUCAGAGGACCUCUCCAAAAAAUAUCCGGAUAUCUUGGCCAAACUGAACACCUGGGUCAAGAGUGAUACAAAAAGCUUUGUUCUUGACUGCGAGACGGUUGCUUGGGAUCUUGUGGAGAAGAAAGUUCUGCCCUUCCAACAACUCAUGACCCGGAAAAAGAAAGAUGUCAAGAUUGAGGAUGUUAAAGUUAAGGUUUGUGUGUUUGCAUUUGAUUUGUUGUUCUUGAACGGCGAGGCAGUGGUCAAGAAGUCGCUUCGAGACCGACGAGAGCUGCUUUCCAAUGCUUUUAAUCCUAUAGAAGGCGAAUUUGCAUUCGCUACUCACAUGGAUGGGCAAGAACUCGAUGACAUACAGCAUUUUCUUGAUGAAAGUGUGAAGGCAUCUUGUGAAGGUCUAAUGGUCAAGAUGCUGGACGGGAAAGAGAGUGGCUAUGAGCCUAGCAAACGAAGUCGCAACUGGCUCAAGAUCAAAAAAGAUUACCUCUCUGGCAUUGGCGACUCGCUUGACCUGGUCGUGCUCGGAGCCUACUAUGGAAGGGGGAAACGCACCUCCGUCUAUGGAGCUUUCCUUCUCGCGUGCUACAACAGUAAUACCGACACCUAUGAAACAGUUUGCAACAUUGGCACUGGAUUUUCCGAGGCUAUUCUUGAAGAAUUGUACACUCAGCUUAAAGAUAUCGUCAUCGAUCGCCCGAAACCCUUCUACUCUCAUUCGACAGGUAACCCGCACCAGCCUGAUGUCUGGUUCGAACCGAAAUACGUUUGGGAGGUCAAGACUGCCGACCUGACUUUGAGCCCACGGUACAAGGCAGGGUCCAAGGAGGGUGUCGAUCCUAGCGGGGAGAAGGGCAUCAGUUUGCGGUUUCCGAGAUUUAUUAAACUGAGAGACGACAAGAAACCAGAUAUGGCGACUAGUUCGAGGCAGGUAGCGGAGAUGUAUCGAAAGCAGGAGAGUGUGACGAAGAAUAAGGGACCAUCGGUGGAUGAUGAUUUCGAGUAUUAA
Molecule: messenger RNA, 2712 nt
Organism: Venustampulla echinocandica
Lineage: Eukaryota; Fungi; Ascomycota; Leotiomycetes; Helotiales; Pleuroascaceae
Product: DNA ligase
Exons: 5
Coding region: 1-2712 (903 amino acids)
Biological process (GO): lagging strand elongation; Okazaki fragment processing involved in mitotic DNA replication; DNA recombination
Cellular component (GO): mitochondrion; nucleus
Molecular function (GO): DNA ligase (ATP) activity; ATP binding; DNA binding
Source: RefSeq, a predicted model, not a curated record